AUGGACUCAAACCAGUCGGACGCCGACAAGGUAUGCCGCGGUUGUAGCCACCUAUCUUGAAGAUGUGCUAAUGAAUGUGCAAAACAGAUCCGAGCAAAGCGCCUUGCAAAGCUAGGUGGUCCUACGACUUCCGGAUCUCCGCCGCCAGUACAGAACAACGCCGAACCGUCUUCCAAACCAACCACGCCUCCGACAACCGAUGGAUCGUCUGAGAAAGCUCCAGCUCAACAACUCGAAGUGCAGCAAAAGGCCGCCGCUCCCAAGAUCACAGUGAAGCCGCGUCCCGCAUCGCCUGCAAAGAGAGAGCGUGAUGGAUCAGAGAAGCCUCGAGCCAGAGCCGAGCGGCCACCUGAAGCCUUGGAAACAUGGCAGGACAGGAAUCUGCGCCAGGUGUUCCGGGUUACACUGAAAGAGCAGGAAUUGAAGGAUGCCCACGGGAACAGGCUGAUAUACUUGCCAAGCACAAAGGACGAUUUGAAGGAGCAGAACCGCCCGCUUCUACUAAAUGUUGAGGUGUUGGAGACCGCCAUCACAGAAGCCGCCGGACAGGCACCAGGUGCGAAGGUUUUUGCAUAUCUGCUGCAGAGCUUCAAGCGCGUUGCGAGAGGUAUCCGCAGCUUGAGGACUGGGGUUGAUGACGCCAAGUUGGAGAUUCUGAGGGAGACUCGGCGAUUGUGCAUGAGCUACUGCGUCUUUGCGAUCACAAUUCCGGAUAUGUUUGGCGUGGAGACAACUUCGAAUCCACUGGUCGAUCAUUUACUUGCAGAUCCCGAGUGCGAUGUUGGUAUCUGCACCGACUUUUUGACGGAGGCCUGCUCUCGAUUUGAGGAGGACGAAGGCAUCAAAGAUGUCAUCGUCGGGGCGGCAGAAGAGCUGAGCAGACAACUGGCCAAACUCGAUAUGAACGAAGGAUUGUUCCAGCCCUACGUUACUGGCAUUCGCAACCUUCUCCGGUUCCCGAAGAUUGUUGAGGCCGUCACGCAAUCUCCCAUAUGGGCGCCGGGAGACGUCGAGCCGCAGGAAUUGGAGACGAAGUCCCUGCUGGGCCCAUUCUUCCGGCUUUCGCCUGUACAACCUGCGGUGGCAAACAACCUAUUCUCUGCGCCAAGAUCGAGGGACAGGAACUCUAUUGCGACAGCACAGGGCGCAGCGCGUAUGACACUUCGGACACACCAGGCUGAACUGUUCGAAAUUGUCAAUGGCAUCGUGCGCGCAGGGAAAGAACCGAAAGAGCGGAUGCUGGACUGGUUCGCACUCACCGUCAACAAGAACCACAAGCGACGUGCUAUGCGUCCUGACUACAAAUCCAUAUCCAGUGAUGGCUUCAUGGUCAAUGUUACGAAUGUGCUGGACCAACUUUGCGAGCCCUUCAUGGAUGCGACGUUCAGCAAGAUUGACAAGAUUGAUGUCAAUUACCUGCGCCGGAAUCCACGUGUCGACAUCUCCGACGAGACCAAGAUAAAUGCUGACCAGAAGACGUCCGACGAGUUCUACUCUCAUCAGGCCGAGGGCACCAACGGCUUCAUCUCCGAAUGCUUCUUUCUCACUGUGGCCGCUCACCACUACGGUACUGAGGCAGCGCAGGAACAGAUGAGCACUUGGCGGAAGCACAUUAAGCGCAUGGAGCAGGAUGUGGACGCCAUGGAGGGUGAACGCCACAAGUAUAUCAAUGUGAGUGCGACUGAUUUUGAUUAACGACGGUGCAGCUGAUAUAGGUCAGGACCCUCGAUACCUGGCUCAGUACGAGAAUGCCCUAAAGAAAGCGAAAGAGCGUGUCGACAAUACGUGGUGCUAUAUCCAUGCCAUCCAGGGAGUGCUGCUGGACGAUUUGAACCAGGCUCGCUCGAUGCAGUUCAUGAGAUACCUCAUUGUCUGGCUAUUGCGCCUUGCUUCGGGUCGAAACGUUCCCAAGGAGCGUUUGGAGCUUCCUCUACCCGCUAAGCAGGCUGAUGUGUUCAAGUGUUUGCCUGAAUACUUUCUGGAAGACAUCGUGGACAACUUCAAGUUCAUCACGUCUCACAUCCCGCAUAUCAUCACGCCACAGCAAUGCGACGAGAUCGUGCAGAUAUGCAUCACCUUCUUGCGGAGUACCGAGUACGUCAAGAAUGCUGGCGUCAAGUCUGGCCUCGUCAGUAUUCUCUUCUAUGGUGUACAGCCAUUCUACAACCACGCGCGGGGUGUUUUGGGCGACCUUCUGAUUGGCUCGCCAUUCGCUCACAAGCAUCUUCUACACGCUCUUAUGCGAUUUUACAUUGAAGCAGAGAGCACGGGCACGCAUACUCAAUUCUACGACAAGUUCAACAUCCGAUACGAGAUCUUCCAAGUCAUCAAGAAGAUCUGGGUGAAUACGAUGUAUCGAGAGAGCUUGCAGAAGGAGUCUGAGGUCAACACAGACUUCUUCAUUCAAUUCGUCAACAUGCUGGUCAACGACUUCACCUUUGUUCUGGACGAGAGCUUGAGCAGCAUGACUAAGAUCCACGAUCUUACAAAAGAGCUGGAAGAUCCAGCAGCAAUGCAGGAUCUCGAUGACCAGCAGAAGAAGGAGAAGGAAGAGCUGUUGGAAGAUCACAAGGGCCGGGCGAAGAACUACAUGCAACUCACCAAGGAGACGAUGGAAGCGCUCAUCCUCUUCACUGAGACGCUGGCAGGGGCUUUUACGCGUGCAGAAAUCGUCACGCGACUUGCCGACAUGCUGGACUACAAUCUGGACACUCUAGUUGGCCCAAAGAGAACCAACUUAAAGCUCAAGGACGCGGCGGAGUACGGAUUCCAUCCAUUUCAGCUUCUCUCGGACAUUCUGUCAGUCUACAUCAACCUCUCAUCGAAGAAGCCGUUCAUCGAAGCUAUCGCGCGCGACGAGCGCUCGUACAAGGCGGCGAAUUUCACCGAAGCCACUCGUCUUAUGCAAAAGCGCGCGAUGAAGUCGCCCGAGGAGCUGCGGCAGUGGGAGGCGCUGGGUGAGGCUGUGGCGGAGGAGAAGAGACUUGUGGAAGAGGCCGAAGAAGACUUUGACGAUGCUCCGGAUGACUUCCUCGACCCGCUCAUGGGCACUCUGAUGGACGAUCCCAUCACUCUGCCUCGCAGCAAGGAGACGGUUGACCGGUCCACCAUUCGCAGCCAUCUGCUGAACGAUCCCACUGAUCCUUUCAAUCGGACUCCUCUGAAGAUCGAGGACGUCAUCCCAAAUGCACAGCUCAAGGAUGCGAUUGAGACGUGGAAGGCGUCAAAGCGAGCGCAGCGGACGGCAAAUCAGAUGGAUAUGAGUGAGGGAUAA
Molecule: messenger RNA, 3274 nt
Organism: Lecanosticta acicola
Lineage: Eukaryota; Fungi; Ascomycota; Dothideomycetes; Mycosphaerellales; Mycosphaerellaceae
Source: the annotation of a GenBank genome assembly